This is a messenger RNA of Xylaria bambusicola, 1012 nucleotides long. RefSeq names its product NAD(P)-binding protein. The record is from RefSeq and is a predicted model, not a curated record. Lineage: Eukaryota; Fungi; Ascomycota; Sordariomycetes; Xylariales; Xylariaceae. The coding region runs from base 170 to 922 and encodes 250 amino acids. The transcript has 6 exons.
GCGCAAGAUAGAUAGAUAGAUCACUUACACCUAGACUUAGCUCUGUUUCAAUUUACUUGUUUCUCUUCAGAUUCUCUUUCUUUUACCAGUUUGACAGGAAUCAGCAAUACUAUCAUAGAAUAAGCCUUGCCGUCACAAGGUUGAUCGAUAUCCAACAAUCACAAUCAUCAUGUCUGACCAAAAAGUCGUUGUCAUAACAGGCGCUGGGAGAGGCCUCGGAAAUGCUUUGGCCCGGGCAUAUCUCGCACGACCCAACCACACAGUAGUAGGCAGCUAUCGCAACGAGGCCCAGCCGGGCGUGGGCGAGUUAAAGUCGUCACCAAAAGCAGACGGCUCGCGCCUCAUCCUAGUCAAGAUCGAGAGCUCGUCUCCCUCAGAUGCCGCCGAGGCGGUCAAGGCAAUGAAGGCCGAGGGCAUCGAGCACGUCGAUGUCCUCAUCGCCAACGCCGGCGUGAGCCCGCCGCUACAGCCAGUCGAGACCGUCGACCUGAGCAUUCUAAAGAACGCAUUCGACGUCAACGCACUGGGUCCUCUAGCCUUGUACCAGGCCUGUCACGAGCUCCUCAAGAAAUCCAGCAGCCCUAAAUUCGCGCCGAUUUCUAGCGCUGCCGGCACCCUUGGCGGCAUGGAAAAGGGUCACACUUGGGUUGCUCCGUCCUACUGCAUAUCAAAGGCAGCGCUGAACUGGAUCACGCUAGCCGCACAUUGUGGUAAUCCUUGGCUCACCGCCAUAGCUAUCAACCCAGGUUUGAUAGCCACUGAUAUGGGCAACGAGACGGCCAAAUACCUAGGUCUGGAAAAAGCGCCGUGGACGCCUGAGCAAAGCGCCGAGAAAGUAAUGGCCAUUAUCGACGACUCUAGCCGCGAGAAGUACUCCGGCAAGUUCAUAGAUGCCAUUUCCGGCAUCGAGUUCCCGUGGUAAAUUCCGUGCAAAGACUACUAUUUGUCUUGGCCGAUUAUCACGUUGGGCGCUAGGACAGGACAACUGUGCUACUGCGUACAUUUAGCGGCA